AUGUUGGUGUUGUUGGUGUUUAGAGGCGAAGAGGUUGGUAGGAAUGUCGAAUGGGGCGAGCACUACAUCGAAGCUGGUUUGCAGUCUCGGUUGUCGGUUCAUUUGUCUCGCUUGCGGGGCGAAAGUUUCCCAUCCCUCCGAGGUCAAACAUUCCGAUUGCCCACAGCUCGAGGCCCGACGCGAAUGUCUUCGCGUUGCCAGGCGGAGGCAUCCAGACACCCUUCACUCUGUGAGGGUGUGCAAAAAUCCACCAAAAAGACGCCAGCUUGCGCAAACUGCGAGCAACACUCUGGCCGAUUGUGCACGCCUAACCCAGGCGUACAAACACACUCGCCAAUAAUGGGCCUAACCAGACAGGAUUGGUACUCACCACACCUUGCAGUCGGGUCAACACAUUCAAUCUGGACGCGACUGGCGACAAUCUGCCCAAAAGAUGCUGCCUCGGCGGAAUUUGGAGUAAAAGGGGACUGCAUUAAAAUGCAUAAAAAUGCAUAA
Protopolystoma xenopodis is the source of this 495-nucleotide messenger RNA. The record is from the annotation of a GenBank genome assembly. NCBI's taxonomy places the organism in Eukaryota, Metazoa, Platyhelminthes, Monogenea, Polystomatidea, Polystomatidae.